Suillus plorans is the source of this 1878-nucleotide messenger RNA. RefSeq names its product ferric reductase NAD binding domain-containing protein. Gene Ontology annotation, molecular function: ferric-chelate reductase activity. Gene Ontology annotation, biological process: iron ion transport; intracellular iron ion homeostasis; copper ion import. The record is from RefSeq and is a predicted model, not a curated record. Lineage: Eukaryota; Fungi; Basidiomycota; Agaricomycetes; Boletales; Suillaceae. Gene Ontology annotation, cellular component: plasma membrane. Bases 1 to 1878 code for a protein of 625 amino acids. The transcript has 11 exons.
AUGGCUGUCACCGACAAGUUUCUGCGAGGCGCCCGAAACAAGCUGUACCCGAAACAAGCAUGGUAUUGCAUUGGACUCUUCAUUUUUAUCAUUGCCAUCUUCCAAUGGAUCUCUUUCCUUCACUCCAAGUUCGCCGGGAGGCGUCAAGCGUCCAACGCCUCCGACCCAGAACAUGCUUCUGUGCAUCGUCGUCAUGCUUUUUCUUGGCGUCGCAUUCCAUUGGGACUCGUCAAUGCGUACCGUGUCAUUUCUUUCCGCUGGACACUCGAAUUUGGAAAGUCGUACACCCUCAACAUGGCUGAGGUUUUUGUGACUGUGGCAUACAUCAUUUUUCUUUUUGUAUGGACAUUUAUCAACACAACCGACCUCCAGGGCCACAAAUUGAACAUUUCAUACUGGUGCAACCGCUCAGGCAUGCUGGCAUCGAGCCAGUUCCCGCUGAUCACUGCACUUGGAACUAAAAACAACAUAGUAUCCUUAAUCACCGGUAUCAGCUAUGACAAGCUCAACUACGUUCAUCGCAUGAUGUCUAGAGUCGCCUUCGUCUUGCUCUGGGUUCAUGUAGGCGGCGAGGUUGUCCGACAUGCACCAUUCCAACCAUACUUUACGCAGCCGUGGCUCUUAUGGGGCUUGGUUUCCAUGGUCGCAUCUGCCAUUCUAUGUGUCGUCUCCUUGCGUCCCGUCCGAGCCCAAGCAUACGAGCUUUUCUUCUACGUUCAUUUCGCUAUGGUUUCCAUUUUCCUCAUCGGCGCUUACAUCCACACACAAGAUUCUGACGUCGCCUUCUGGAUCUACCCCUGUUUCAUAAUCUGGGGAUUGGACAGGCUCAUUCGGACCCUUCGUCUAGUGGUGUUCAACCACUCAUACUUCGGAUUCAGGUCAGGGUCUACGAUGGACGCGACCGCCGAACUCCUAUCAGAUGAUUUUGUUCGGUUGCGUUUCCACCGCCCGUCUCAUUUCCACUGGACGCCCGGGCAAACUGCCUAUCUCAUCAUGCCGUCCGUCUCACGCUUGCCAUUCGAGGCCCACCCUUUCACCAUUGCGAGCUUCAAUUCGACCCUUUUUGAUGUGCCUAAGGAACAGAAACCAGCAAGUGAAAAAUAUGCUGAGAUGAGCCUUGCAGAAGGGAAUCUUGGUUCUAGUGCUCCGUUCUGGAAAGAGCUCGUAUUUUUCAUAAACGUGCGGGAGGGGUUCACUGCCCGCUUGAAAGAUGCUGCCUUGAAAGGUGACAAAGUAAAAGUCUUUGUCGAUGGGCCAUACGGGCCUUCUCCUAACCUGGGUUCAUAUGACACAUCUGUGCUCAUUGCUGGUGGAUCCGGAGUCUCGUAUACGCUACCGGUAUUGUUGGAUACAAUAGAGCGUGUCCGCAACGGUGAAAGCAGGUGCCGUCGUGUUGUUUUCAUCUGGUCAAUUCGGAGUAUCGAUCAUAUUCACUGGAUCGACGAUGUGCUUAUCCGGGCACUCCGGCUUGCGCCUCCUUCUCUAUCUAUUUCAAUCCACAUUCAUGUUACCGGUACACCAGAAACUGCUGAGACUUUGCCAGGAUCGUAUGGCCGAACUGACGACGUCAAACCUGUGCGCGACGAUUCCCGCUCUGAGGUGGUUGAGUUGCAGGAUGGAAAAGCUAUGGAAAUAAGCAAUGACUCCCUUUUCGCGAUAGAGUCAGUCAAGCUCGUACAUCAAAGGGCCGACCUCCGGGCUAUCCUCAGAGACGAAGUGACAGUGGCGACAGGCAGGAUGUCUGUUAGCGUGUGUGGCUCACAGAGUAUAACUCGGUCUGUUCGUGGUGCUCUUCGGUUCCCGGUUUCUAGUCCUCUCAGUGUAGCCAACGGUGGGCCGAGUGUGACUCUACACAUCGAGUCGUUUGGUUACGCUUGA